AUGACUGGAAAUUCUCCAUUAACAUUUCAAGUAUUAAGCAAGUGUUCUAAGACAAAAGCUCGCCGUGGAUUGAUGAUGCUUCGUCAGACGAAACCGGUGGAAACUCCUGUUUUUAUGCCUGUAGGAACACAAGGAACAUUAAAGGGAGUGCUUGUGAAUCAAUUAAAGAUGGACAAUAUGAACUGUCAGAUUAUGCUUGGAAAUACUUAUCAUUUAGGAAUGCGACCCGGACCUGAAAUCUUAAAGAAAAUCGGUGGAUUACACAAAUUUAUGGCAUGGGAUCGUGCACUUUUAACAGAUUCUGGUGGAUUUCAAAUGGUGUCUCUUUUACAAUUAGCUGAAAUUACAGAACAAGGUGUCAAAUUUCAAUCACCUUUCGAUACUUCUACAGAAUGUAUGUUGACACCUGAGGAAUCAAUUAAGCUACAAAAUGUAAUUGGUGCUGACAUUAUAAUGCAACUGGAUGAUGUUGUGAAAACGACAACUACUGGACCGAGGGUUGAGGAAGCAAUGCACAGAACAAUAAGAUGGAUAGAUAGAUGUUUAGAAGCAAACGAAAGAAAUGACGACCAAUCAAUAUUUCCAAUUGUACAGGGUGGAUUACAGCCCGAAUUAAGAAAGCAAUGUGCAGAAGCCUUAACAAAACGAGAUGUGCGUGGAUUUGCAGUUGGUGGUCUUUCCGGUGGCGAAAGCAAGGAUGAUUUUUGGAAGAUUGUUAGCUUAUCUACAGAUUUAUUGCCAAAUGAUAAGCCUAGAUACUUGAUGGGUGUAGGAUUUGCUUCAGACUUAAUUGUAUGUGUCGCUCUCGGAAUUGAUAUGUUUGAUUGCGUAUUUCCUACUAGAACUGCUAGAUUCGGAUGUGCACUUGUCAGAUCUGGUCAAUUAAAUUUAAGAAAGCAAACGUAUGAAUGUGAUUUGACUCCAAUUGAUGAAAAGUGUGGAUGUAGCACUUGUAAAACGUACACAAAAGCUUACAUUCAUGCUGUAAUCAAUGAACCAAUCAUGUGUAGUCUACUAACAAUCCACAAUGUCUAUUUCCAACUUCAACUCAUGCGUGAUAUGAGAGAUGCCAUUGAAAGCGAUAAAUUUCCGGAAUUUGUAAAAACGUAUAUGAAUGAGUUAUAUCCAGAAGAGAAGCCAAAAUGGAUUGUUGAUGCUCUGAAAAGCGUGAAUGUUGAUCUUUAA
Molecule: messenger RNA, 1185 nt
Organism: Chironomus riparius
Lineage: Eukaryota; Metazoa; Arthropoda; Insecta; Diptera; Chironomidae
Source: the annotation of a GenBank genome assembly